AUGGCAUCCGUUCAAGAUUCCAGAUAUGGCCAGAAAGAUACAUCUGACCAGAACUUUGAUUACAUGUUCAAACUGCUCAUUAUCGGCAACAGCAGUGUUGGAAAAACCUCCUUUUUGUUCCGAUAUGCUGAUGAUUCCUUUACAUCCGCAUUUGUAAGCACGGUUGGGAUCGAUUUCAAAGUAAAAACAGUUUUCAAAAAUGAAAAAAGAAUUAAGCUACAGAUUUGGGACACAGCAGGCCAGGAAAGGUACAGAACAAUUACUACAGCUUAUUACCGGGGUGCAAUGGGCUUCAUUUUAAUGUAUGACAUCACAAAUGAAGACUCCUUCAAUGCUGUGCAGGAUUGGUCAACUCAAAUCAAAACAUACUCUUGGGAUAACGCCCAGGUUAUUUUGGUUGGCAACAAAUGUGACAUGGAGGAUGAACGAGUGAUCUUCACUGAGAGGGGAAAACAUUUAGCAGAGCAACUUGGAUUUGAAUUUUUUGAAACAAGUGCCAAGGAAAACAUUAAUGUCAAGCAGACGUUUGAGCGACUUGUGGAUAUCAUCUGUGACAAAAUGUCAGAGAGCCUGGAGACGAAUCCCACCAUUGCUGCCAGCAACCAGAACACACAGCUAAAGGACACCCCUCCUCCACAGCAGCCCAACUGCAGCUGCUAAUGCAGCUAUCAGCAAAGGCAGCUCCAGCGUGUUCUAUUGCCAACAGAGUAUUUAUGAAUGGUCUAUAUGCCUUUAUUAAUACUGUCUUAUUAACUUAUUUGGCAGAACAGUCUUGUUUAACAUCAAGCUGUUUGGAUAUGCAUAUGGGGAUAGAGCAGUUUUUAGUCUGAGUCUGAUCCAUAUUUUAGAACCUGGCUUUUGCAUGCAGGGUAUAUAUUAACUUCUCUUUUCUUUUUACUGUUUUACGUCACACUUCAGCUGGUGCCAUGUCCUCAGACCAUGUUUGCCUAUAACUGUCUCUCACUUCGUCGGUUUCAAGCUAUAUAGUUGGAUCUUUAGGGUAGUGGUCAGGGUGUUUUGAGUUAGCUUCCUGAUGCCACUUGCAUAUUUUCCUGACUGAAAAUGAAUUUAGAAGCAUUCCUGUAGUGAGCCAAUCCCUCAUUCUGUCCAGAUCACUUGUACAAGGAGCAUUUCCUGAAGCACAUUGCCUUGGCAAACUGUGUUACACAUCCUGGCUGGCUGAAAACUGCAGAAAUUAGAAGGAAGUUAGAUCCUGGGCCCAAAGCCAUUAAAAUUCCUGGUGAAUUUCUGGCUGGAUGUGGAUAUUCAGUCCAGGCUCUCAGAGAUACUAAGUACUUCAUCCUGUUUGGAUAGCUAGCAUAUUUACUUUUACAUAGGGGCAUUAUGUCUAUCUAAAAAUUUUCUGAAACUGGACUUAAUUUCUCAUUCCAUCAUUAUGGAGAUCCCAGUUUUACCUGCCCCUGUAGUAGAAGGCUAGUUAGCUCUUUCUGUUUCUGCCUGCAUGAGACAUUAACCAUGCAGUCCUAUAUUAUGUCAGACAGGGCCAAAUCCAUUGUGUUUGGUUGUUCAUAGCCAAAAGCUGCCUUGUCACAUUGCUGUCAAACCUGCAUGCUUCAGUUUUCAGGAAUUUCCUCUCCCAUUCAAUCACUGAGACAGCUAUCACCACAGUGGCUACAAAUGUCUGUAUUUUAUUCAGACCUAUUGCAGAAAUGCUGAUGGUGUCAGUGAACUGAAGAUUGACCUCGUUCUUUUCCAUUUGUUUUGGCAAGAGAAUUGGUAUUUUUUAAUACCUUAGGAGUAAUAAAAAAUUGUCAACAUUUCUGAUCUUAGGCUGAAUGCAUUGAAAUGAUCAGCAAAAGACUGUGAAGAUAACAGAAUAAAGUACACAAAUUCUUUUAUGAUAAAGUGUUUAAAUAGUUAUAUUUCACAGUUUUUCACUCCUCUAGUAAUUGGUGGAAGUUUCUUACAUCUGUGUCUUGAAGUACUUUGUACAACUCUGUACUUGCAUUACAGUGACCUUUUUUAACUAAACAGCAUAAUUGAAGAAGCGCUGAU
This is a messenger RNA of Ficedula albicollis (Collared flycatcher), 2016 nucleotides long. RefSeq names its product RAB3C, member RAS oncogene family (gene RAB3C). Gene Ontology annotation, biological process: protein localization to plasma membrane; protein secretion; regulation of exocytosis. Gene Ontology annotation, molecular function: GTPase activity; GTP binding. Gene Ontology annotation, cellular component: endosome; plasma membrane; synaptic vesicle. The coding region runs from base 1 to 660 and encodes 219 amino acids. The record is from RefSeq and is a predicted model, not a curated record. The transcript is spliced from 4 exons. Lineage: Eukaryota; Metazoa; Chordata; Aves; Passeriformes; Muscicapidae.